Messenger RNA from Nannizzia gypsea CBS 118893, 1890 nucleotides. RefSeq lists its product as hypothetical. Bases 1 to 1890 code for a protein of 629 amino acids. NCBI's taxonomy places the organism in Eukaryota, Fungi, Ascomycota, Eurotiomycetes, Onygenales, Arthrodermataceae. Gene Ontology annotation, molecular function: acyltransferase activity, transferring groups other than amino-acyl groups. The transcript has a single exon. The record is from RefSeq and is a predicted model, not a curated record.
AUGCUCCCGCAACAAUCUCCAAGGCAGGCUGCUUUGAAUGCGAAAAGGAUGGAGGAAAAGAGGAGCCAGCACAAAAAGAGAUCCAUUGCAAGACGAGACACUCCGCAGAUUCAAGUGAAUCUAAAGCUAUUUUCGCCGACCAAGGCUGAGCGAUGGGACCCCAGAAACGCAUCGUCGGGGCCUUGCCCAAAUUACACGCUGAUUAUGGCGGAUCAAAACGAUAUAGAUGAGGCCAUACGUGAAGACCAUCCCCCCGAUUCGGAUGGAGUAUAUCCUGACUGGGAGACAUAUGUUGACUCUUAUUCAGCGUUCGAGUGGCUGGAGGGUAUUGAAGGCUGGGUGACGUUCCAACAGAAUAGCCGCUCCAGCUCGACGAAGAUCGGGUUCUGCAGGGCGCAGCUGAUUAGGAGGGAGUGGAUUGCGGACACUUUCUGGGACGACAUGGAGGGACCGGAGCACGAGAUGGCAGAGCUCGCAUUCGACCUCUUCGACCACUUCGGGUGUUUGAAAUCCAAUUACAAGGAUCACAUAGUCAAUCGGGGUUCAGGGGUUUGGAACGAUGAGCUUAACAAAGGUGAUAUACUCCUGAUUGAAGAGAUUGAGAUUUCGCCGGGAUAUCGGCGGCAGGGAAUAGGUUCUAUGCUGGCUCGUGCAAUACUCAACUUAGCUUCAAGGAAAAGCAAAGCCUUCUUUGGGAUAACGUGGCCCGGGAUUUUUGAACGUGUAGCGAGACGUAACGCAUCGCAGACAAGGAGCCAGCUAGAGAGUGCUGCCGUCAGCUUCUGGAGAUCGCUGGGCUUCCGAAGAAUUGGCUCAUCUCGCUGGCUUGGUUAUUCGCCGGAUCAAGAUCACCCGAGUCGUUCUCUCGCGCCCGAGCAAGAUUUCGACUUGCCUCCCUUCCACAGGACGCCCUCUACACCAGAAAUUGAUUGUUUAAUCAAGUCUAUUCCCACCAGCAAUGACGCGGAGUGUCUGAGGCAACUAAACGAUAUCUUCAGCAAUGUCCCCUCGCAUGACGCCAGAUGGGAAGCCACGGAUGAAGCUGGCAAUACUCUCCUUCAUCUUGUGCUAUGCUCCUUCAAGGCCCAGAGUGCCCAAUGGCUGAUGCAGAAGCAUUCAUGUCUACCCUCCAGGCGGAACGUCGACGGGCACACCCCGCUGGAGGUGCUGGAGGCGUCCAUGGAGCGGAGACGGUCAGUUAACGAGUAUGGUUGGGACAGAAGAGCUGAUAUAUCGGACCAGUUUACGGGAUUCGACAAUGCGACAAUCUCAUGCUUGGUCCUGCUGAGAGGCCUGGCACCGGAGCAGCUGUCAGAAGACACUCUCUUACAACUUAGGCAUGGAUGCACCUGCGGCAGGUGUAUUGGCGGUUUCCUCAGUCCGCGGAUGCGUGAUAUUUUGCAGUAUACCGCUGAGACAACGUUUGACUUUAUCUACACAGAUGGUGACGAUGAGGAUGGAGAGGCUUGGUGUGAGGAAAAUGAAGAUACGUUUGAAUACCUACCGGAGCAUAUUAAGCGACGAUUCGCAACAAAUAAAUCCGUGAGGAUCGGGUUCUGCAUGCUAUGGAAGCAUUUUGCUUCCUGCUUAGAGAGCAAUUUGGCUCCAACGGGAGAUAACGUCCUUCACAUGGUUCGAAACGCGAGCGAAUGGCCCCCUCAUUGUCGCAAUUUCAUCCAAGCAGGGGGAACCAUCUCAUCGGUAGGAGCUAUGUUAUUCAAGAAGGCAAUGCAAUCCGAACAAAUUUGGAGAAUAUAUAAAGCAAAUGCCACGACCCAACUGCCGAGAUGCAGAAACGACCGAGAGUUUGGCUUUGCCAGCGGUAUUUGUGGGUAUGAGCGAGCUACUCGAGUCCAGCUCAUGAUGUUCGGAAAACGAAUUCGUUUGUAG